Molecule: messenger RNA, 198 nt
Organism: Penicillium cosmopolitanum
Lineage: Eukaryota; Fungi; Ascomycota; Eurotiomycetes; Eurotiales; Aspergillaceae
Exons: 1
Coding region: 1-198 (65 amino acids)
Source: RefSeq, a predicted model, not a curated record
AUGUCAAUGAUCGUCUCUCGAGCGCCUAUUAGUGUUGUUGGGUUUCCCUAUAAGACGAGACUACCGUGCGGCUCACUUUCAAUUCUCUCACACACCGAUGCAAGCAUGUCGCGGACCUCUCCAGUUGCAGCUGUCGACUAUGACUCCCCACCGUCACCAAAGAAGGAGGAGAACCCUCCGUCUCCCCUAAGGGACUGA